This is a messenger RNA of Nicotiana tabacum (common tobacco), 1676 nucleotides long. RefSeq names its product UDP-glycosyltransferase 73C4. NCBI's taxonomy places the organism in Eukaryota, Viridiplantae, Streptophyta, Magnoliopsida, Solanales, Solanaceae. The record is from RefSeq and is a predicted model, not a curated record. Gene Ontology annotation, molecular function: UDP-glucosyltransferase activity.
AAGCUAAUAUAGAGCAGUAAACAGUAUCCCCUUUACACAUAACCAAACUAAAGCUUUUCCAAAAAUGGCUUCCCUAUCUAAACAACUUCAUUUCCUUUUGAUACCUUUAAUGUCUCAAAGCCAUAUUAUACCAUUAACUGACUUUGCAAAAUUACUAGCCUUGCAUGGUGUGACUGUCUCUAUUAUCACCACACACCUCAAUGCCCAAAGGUACAAAUCUAUAGUAACUCAUGCUAUGAAAUCCAAUCUAAAAAUCCAAUUAAUUCCUCUUCAUUUCCCAAAUCAAGAAGUUGGGUUGCCUCAAGAAUGUGAAAACUUAGAUACACUAAGUUCACUAGAGUUGUUUAAUGAGUUCUUUUUGGCUAGUGAGAUGAUGCAAGAACCACUAGAGAAAUUGAUUCAAGAUUUGGAACCAAAACCAAGUUGUAUUAUUUCAACUAGUCCUCUUAUUUGGACUCAACAAGUUGCCAAUAAAUUCAAGAUACCAAGGUAUGUAUUUCAAACUGUUUCUUGUUUCACUCUCUUUUGUUCUCACAUAAUAAAUCAGGAAAAAAUACAAGAAACCCUUGUGUUGGAUUCGGAUUCAUUCUUGAUACCUAAUGUGCCACACAAGAUUGAAUUCACAAAAGGUCAAAUGUUGAUUGGCACUUCAACAAACAAAUCUCAAGAUAUGAAGAGUAUUAUUGACAAAAUUAAACAGUCCCAAGACUUGGCAAGAGGUACUUUGAUUAAUACUUUUGAGGAGUUGGAGCCUUGGUAUAUUGAUGAAUACAAGAAAAUAAUGAACAAAGUCUUUUGUAUUGGUCCAGUAUCAUUGUGUAAUAAAGAAAUGGUUGAUAGAGGAAACAAGAUCUGUAUAGAUGAACAUAGUUGUUUGAGUUGGCUUGAUUCUAUGAAGCCUAAAUCAGUCAUUUAUGCUUGUUUUGGUAGCCUUUGUCAAAUUUCAUCUUUGCAAAUGAAAGAAAUUGGAUUAGGGUUGGAGUCAUCGAAUGUGCCUUUCAUUUGGGUAAUUAGAAAGCUAAAUCUUACAUUAGAAGUUGAGAAAUGGCUAAGGGAUGAAAAUUUUGAAGAAAAGGUUAAAGGAAGAGGAAUGAUUAUUCGAGGUUGGGCCCCACAAGUUUUAAUAUUAUCGCAUUUAUCCAUUGGAGGAUUUUUAACGCAUUGUGGAUGGAAUUCGACUCUGGAAGGAAUUUUUUGUGGCGUACCAAUGAUUACUUUUCCUAUGUUCGCCGAGCAAUUUUACAAUGAGAAAUUCAUUGUAAAUGUUUUGAAGAUUGGGGUUCGAGUUGGGGUUGAAGUGAGUAUUAAUUCUUGGAAUGAAGAGAAGAAUGGAGUGUUGGUUAAUAAGGAUCAAGUGAAAAAAGCAAUAGAUCAACUAAUGGAUAAAGGAUUAGAGGGUGAAGAAAGAAGAAAAAGAACAAAGGAGUUGGCACACAUGUCGAAAAUGGUAAUAAAAGAAGAAGGAUCUUCGUUCUUGAAUACCAAAUUGCUUAUUGAAGAUGUCAUGCAACUACUUAAGAAUAAGGAAGGGGAAGCCAAUAAUGUUGCUAGGACCAUGUAAAAUUUGAAGGCCAACUCUAUCCUCCAAUUACAAGAUUGUAAAAGUUAACAGUAUUGUCUAUAAUGUCAGAAAGUUCUUUUACACUGAUAAUAUAUAAAAGUUAAAUUUUUUUCUA